CGCCUAUCCUAUCCUCCUGUCCAACGUAAGAAAGAAGCUGUAGAAGUACAGAGAACAGAGAACACCUACGGGAGCCCACUACAACCACCCGUGCCUCUCUCCACAACACGCGAGCACCGUAGAACUGUAGGUUCCCCCCGGGUCCGCCCUAAUCCGCCCAAUGCCAACUGCCACCGCGCUCUCCGCCCGCUGUCUCCUCCCCCUCUCCGCCUCUGACUUCCCUCCCGAGUCCCGUCGUCUUUUCGCCCUUCUGCGGAAUCCUUCUCCGGCGGCCGGAUUUCACCGAGGUCCCCCGAGCAGAGCGCAGCACAGAGCAAGAUGGAGCAGUCAUACGGACAAGGACAUAUCCUUCCGGUGGGACGUUGGUGCUGGUCCUGUGCUGGUUUACUGGUUCCAAUGUAGAAGAAGGUCAGAAGUUAGAACAAGAAAGCUUCAAGCACAAUGCAGCUGAUGCAUUGUUCUGUCGGCAGUUUUUCUCUCCCCCCUUACGGCCCCGGCCAUGUUGUAAUUGCGAUAUUCUAUCCCUUCUUCUUGUCUUCUCCCCAAUCUGCCUCUCCUAUCUUUCCUGUCUUCUCCACAAAGUCUCUCCCGUCCUCCCCCCCCCUCAGCCAGAAAAUUGGCCAAU
Molecule: messenger RNA, 625 nt
Organism: Amorphotheca resinae ATCC 22711
Lineage: Eukaryota; Fungi; Ascomycota; Leotiomycetes; Helotiales; Amorphothecaceae
Exons: 1
Coding region: 161-451 (96 amino acids)
Source: RefSeq, a predicted model, not a curated record